Molecule: messenger RNA, 1254 nt
Organism: Entamoeba dispar SAW760
Lineage: Eukaryota; Evosea; Mastigamoebida; Endamoebidae
Exons: 1
Coding region: 1-1254 (417 amino acids)
Source: RefSeq, a predicted model, not a curated record
AUGGGAAUUAAGACAUACCUUCCAUAUAUUAAGCCAUUGUUUCUUGGGUUGUGUUUCUUUUUGUUAUUGUGUGGAUAUCAAACCACUCAAAAUUUUCAAUCAGGAAUUAAUAAGAGUGAUGGGUAUAUUUCUGUUGCAUUAGUGUAUGGUUUUUGUGGUAUUGGUCAGUUUGUUUCACCAGUUCUUGUAGAUUUCUUAACUCCUAAAUACUCUUUAUUCUUUGGAGGUGUUUGUUAUGUAUUUUAUAUUGCAACAAACGUAUAUUUAAUUCGUUCAUUAUAUUUUAUAGCAUCAGGGAUAUGUGGGUUUGGGUCAUCACUAAUAUGGGCUGCUUCAAGUACAUUACUUUCCGGAUAUGAACAAAAACGUUCACACCCAUCAUACAUUUACACUUUGUUUUACGUACCAGUUUACUUUAAUUUUCUAGGAAAUAUUAUCCCAUUAAUCUUUUCACCAUCAACUCCUGCUAUAUUAUUUAUGGUAUUAACGCUUGUUGCUGCUUUUGCUGUAAUUCUCUUUUUAUGUUCUUUUGAUUCUCCCCCUGUUCCAAUGGAAAAUAUGAAAGAAUUAUUAUUAUCUUCUUUAAAAUGUUUUUUAAAUUGGAGACUUGUUCUUUUAUUUCCAUUAGCUUUAUUAUUUGGAUUUAGUCGUUCAUUUUAUUAUACUUCAAUGCCAGUUCUUGCACCAUUAAAUGUGACUUCAUAUAUAUAUAUUUGUAUGGGAAUAACAAUGACAUUAUCUACUUUUUGUUGGGGAUUUCUUAAUAGUAAAUUUACAGAAAGAAUAACAUUAUUUAUAUCUGUUUUUGCAGAGGCUCUUGCUGUUGUUCUUGGUUUUGUUAUUAAUGAAGUUUAUCUUCAUAACACUUCUAAUGUACCACAAAAUGAUAUUGGGCUUAAUAUUUGUGUUUGUGUACUUGGUGGUAUUGCUGGAAUUGCUGAUUCAGGAUUAGAAAGUAUUACCAUUGCUCUUUUAAAUAAAAUUUGGCCAAAACAAGUUGCUCCAUUAAGUGCAUGGAGAGUAGUUUAUUAUUCAGUGAUGUGUAUUGCGUUAUUGUAUUCAUCAUAUAUCACGACAAGAAUUGUUUUAAUAAUCUUUGGAGCAAGUGCCAUAUUUGGAUUAAUAACUUUAGUUUUUAUUGCUGUGAUGUAUAACAAAAUUUAUAAACAAUAUGAAUUAAAAAAUAAUGAAGCACUUAAACAACAUGAAAAAAUUCGUGAAGCUACAGCUAUAAUUAACCAAGAAUAUAAUUAA